Pollicipes pollicipes is the source of this 5106-nucleotide messenger RNA. RefSeq names its product neprilysin-1. The transcript is spliced from 14 exons. The record is from RefSeq and is a predicted model, not a curated record. Lineage: Eukaryota; Metazoa; Arthropoda; Thecostraca; Pollicipedomorpha; Pollicipedidae. Gene Ontology annotation, molecular function: metalloendopeptidase activity. Gene Ontology annotation, cellular component: plasma membrane. The coding region runs from base 56 to 1498 and encodes 480 amino acids. Gene Ontology annotation, biological process: protein processing.
CGAUCAGCAGCAGCAGGCACAGCUUGGCAAGAUCCAGCAGCAGCAGGUCGAGAAGAUGGUUGACUUCGAGAUCCAAUUCGCCAGGCUGAUCAGCAAGACGUCUUGCGAAGAUGUCUCAGUACUGCUCAACGCUACGGAUACGGACGUCCUGCUGGCUGAGGAGGGACGCCUGUCUUUGGAGGAGCUGUCCAACCUCACCCCGCAUUUCGACUGGUCCGUGAUGCUGCAAAACUUCCUGGCCGUAAACAACAUCAGCCACGACAUGAACAUCGUAUCCGUCGACUGCAAACCUUUCGUGAAGGCCGUCUCCAAGUUCCUGGACGAGAGCCCCAAGCGCGUGGUCGCCAACUACCUGGUGUGGAGGUUCGUCUUCAAGAAUAUGCGCUUCAUGGGCCACCAGCUGCACAAGAUCUGGCAAGAUUUCCGUAAGCAGGUGCCGAAUCUGAACGAGGAGCGGGUGUACUCAGGCAGGUGGAAAGGAUGUGCAGAGAUGGUGGAAAAGGGACUGGCCAACGUCCUCUCCCAUAUGUACAUACAGCACUACGACAAACACCACAUCAAAGCCAAGGUAGAAGAGUUAAUACGCUAUGUGAAGAAGGCCUUCCGCGAUAGUCUUCUCAGCGAAUCCUUGGAUCGAAAACGACAUGAAAGAAGCUCUGGUGGAAAAGACAUGAUGGGUCAGAAGAUAGCAUUUCCGGACUCGGUCCUCAACCUGACUGCCCUCAACGAGGAGAUUGAUGACCUGCAAUUUGACGAUCAGCACCUGCUUUUUAACGUGCUGCGAUUGCGAAACCACGAGAUGGUGCGUGACCUCCGCAAGCUGCUGCGACCCGUCGACAAAGACAGGGAUUGGAUCGUACGCCCACUGCAAGUGAAUGCCUUUCACUUCGCCAUGAACAACGAAAUCUUAUUCCCGCUUGGCUUCCUUCGGGAGCCAUUCUUUGGACUGGAUUAUCCAGCCCUAGCAAACUUCGCUAACAUGGGCGUGGUGAUUGGACAUGAACUAACGCAUGGCUUCGACAACCACGGCCGACGCCACAACUGGGGCGGCAACGUCACGAACUGGUGGUCGGAAAAGCUGCUGACAGACUUCACCGACCGUGCUAUGUGCAUUGUCAAACAGUACUCCAAAUACAAGCUGGAUGUUGUGGGUAAAAACGUUGACGGCAACAGGACGGUGGGAGAGAACAUGUGUGAUAGCUCGGGCCUCAAGCAGGCCUUCAGAGCAUGGCGGCAGUGGCAGCGCGAGCACCGGCCAGAGCCCAAGCUCCCCGGCAUCGAUCUGUCCGACGACAAGCUCUUCUUCGUCUUCUACGGACAGAUCUGGUGCGAGGUGGUGAGCCCGGAGGGCUGGGAGAAGUACGCGAUGGAGGCACACAGCCCGGGCCGCUAUCGGGUGCGGGGAGUGCUGCAGAAUUCGCCGCUGUUCUCCGCCACCUUCGGCUGUCCGCCCGGCUCUCCGAUGAACCCGGUCGACAAGUGCCACGUCUGGGACUAGGGCCUCUGGCGCAUCCCUAAACGCACAAGCGGUUCGGCGCCGGCCGCGCGAGCCUCGCUCGGCCCGUUGGUGGUGUCCUCCUCCACUCAGCCUCCCCUCCGGUGUCAAGUACAAGUGGCAAUCGUUGCGUCGUCCGUGCGCUGCUGCAGCGCGGAGGAUGCGUCGACUGCGAGGAACGUGGUGCGCGGGGCGCGUUCUGAACCCAGCAGCGCUCGCGCGUCACGAAGGGCGCAGCCGUGCGGCUCGGAGGCUUGUUACGACUGAGACGCUGGGUUGUCCGCCUUCUUCUAAAAACGGCAUCUGGCUGGUCGAUUUUCUUAAAGUGCGUCAGGUUAGUUCCCGUCAGGUGGCGCACGCCGCAGCACCUGCCCUGCCCCGAGGCAACGGGCCGAGAUUUUUGCUAGCAGGGCGUUCAGAGGGUGUCCUGGCGGAACUAUGUGCGUCACACUGGGCUUGGUGUAGGAACGCGGCGCCGCGUUUGCCGCGCUCGCAGUUCAGCCUCGCACCGUGGCAGCCAGAGGGCGCCCGAGUGCAACCAGAGGGCACCCUAGUGCAGCCUGAGGGCGCCCGAGUGCAGCCAGUGUGCAUGCUUCCAGGCCACGCUGGUGACGCAACACGAGAGUGGCCCGUUGAUGUGUAGAAUUGACUGGGCAUCCGGUGCGCCACAGCUGUUUGUUAGCAGUCAGUUGAGACCAGAUUGACUUUCCCCUACCACCUCGGUGGUUAAUGCCCGCGAUCAUAUGCUUGCGGAAUUUCGUGGAUCCUUGCUGUUCCUACAAAAGGGCAUUUGUACAUGUACAUAUACCUUUGUAGUGAUACAGGGUGCCCAGGAGGAGAGAGUUUGGUGCUUAUAUUCAUAACUAGUUUUUAAUGCAACACAGAAACGAAAUCAGAACGCCAACUGUCACUCUAUUCUAUGGCACAUGCAGGUUGGGAACGAAAGUCUGUCUGGAUGAGGGUUAUAAUGGAGUGGGAAGCCCUGCGGUUUGUGCUGGAGAUUGACGCUAAUUCGCUUCAAGGCCAGCGACAGUUUAAUCUCCUUGAUCUGUUCAACGACCUCUCAGCACACCCGAGCCCGACCGGACGAACUUCCUUAAUGCUGUCUGCCUUGAGGCCCGUGGUCACUCCGGGUUUGCUCACGUGCACCUUGUCUUACAGAUGUCCCAAAUAAAAAGCCCGAAGCGCUUACGUCAGCGGAAUUUGGGGUCCAUGGAAGCUCUGCCUUGUUUUUGACAAGAUGGUUUCCAAAAUGACUGUGCGGGAGACCCAAGCUUCGACUGGCACUUUUUCGGCAUCGCGCCACCUGGUUAAAACCAACGAUUCUCUUUGCGCAUUCCUGCUCGGCAUCCAGAUUCGUUCCAAAAUUGUUCGAGCACGACCUCACUUGUGCCAUGUAACACCCACUAAGUAUUCAAAGGAUGCAGGCAUGCAUGCAAGCUUUAAGCAUGCACCUUGGUAAACGGCCAAAACGUUUACAUUAUUGUAGGGAAGUUAGUCUAAAUCGAACAAAAACGAGUUGCUAAAAAUUCCUGAUUGAAAGUAAUCGACAUCCUUUUAAAGUCCUUGUACAUGAACAUGCCUUAUUUCUAUAACUAGCAAGCUUUUAAAACCCUAAUGACUAAUCAAUUCCUUUUGUAAAACAAGUCGUCGUACACAGCUCGGUACUAAGUGGAUGCAUGACUAAAGUGAGCGAUACUACAUCGUCAUAUUCCCUGUCAUGCUUUUCUUUUUUGUGUCAUAUUUCAAGCUUGGGUUCCAUAGUAAGCGACUGCAAAGUUAAGCGAUACAGGCCUUCAACCCAUACUGAUAUUGGCAGAAGCGCAGUCAAGAUCGAACUGUUGAUGACGAUGUCUCUGAAGACCGCAACACACGACAUUUUACUUCACCUGGGCAUAGACUAUGGCGAUGCAUCGUCUGGAGCUCCAAUACGACUCCUCCCACGGACCUUAUGCCCGUGGCAUGAGCUAACAACCCGGCUCAAAUCUUCUUGGGUCCCGGGCAUUGGGCGACAUCGAGAGCUGGUGUUUAAACCCAACCCAGCGGCAGCCUCUAUCCAGGUCAAGUCGAUUAGCUUGCAUUGCUGCAUGGUUCAUUCUCGUCUACUCAAAACACUUGAUUAAAGACAUUGGGUAUUAGCGGCAUUGCCUCUGUUUUUAACUCAGAGUCCUAUCAGGCUAGCGAUUCCUUCAAGUGUGGUAGCACCUACGGCCAUAGCGCUACUGCGAUGUCAGCAGAACGGCUCUCUGGUAAUAGUUCCAUCUUUUUGACCUGUCUGUUUGAAGGGGUUAUUUUCAGUGCGCUCAUUUUCACCUCAAACCACAAGAAGAAAAUCUGGAAAUCUUGGGCAAGCCUCUGUAAGACGAACCUCUUCAAAAAAUCCAAAAAGGUGCGUUUCUGUUUGUUUUCUCACAAAGAACGCAAGCGCGUAACACACAUUUUUCACAUACGACAUAGAUUAGGUUUGAACCGUAAGAAAAUGACAUCGGUUUUCGGCACAAACUUUGUUGCGCAGCAGCAAAGACGCAUGCAGUAUUUUGUAGCAAGUGCGCACAUGUUCGCAGUCCAAAUACACUUAUUGCGUUGUGGCUGCAAACAACAGUUAGUCAUGCUGACAUGCAACGAAAAGGCGUCGUGCGUCAAAAAAAAAUUCUGGAAGCUCGGCGGGUAGGGGCAUAUAUUAAUUCCUGUUGUUGCCAGCUUGGUUAUGUUCUAUUGCCUUGAUUUCCAAGGGUUUUGACGCGUCAACAGGAUCGCUCGCAAAUAUUAAACUAUUAGCAGUCAGAAAAAGGUGAAGAUCGCUUAAGCUGCUUUGAGAGCAUAAUAAGCCCACCUUCGAAAACGCUUAAGGCGGAACAAUGUUUGUGCUUUGACAACAAAGUUGCGUAUGACGCAAAUUGACACCAAGAACAAGUAGACACGCUUUUGUAAUGGGGCUCUUGCAAUCGGGACUUCAAAAAUGCGAUUGCUGUUGAUUGAUAUGGUCUUAGGACACUGUAUAACUUUAUAAUCGUUAUAACAUUAUCUUGUAGUAUAUUUUAUUAAGCUACUAUUCAUAAUGCGACGAUAUAACCUUGUUACAACACUUGAAAACAUCUUAAUUGCAGGGAUCCCUAUGAUGCAACGUUGAAUUUAUUUAUUGAAGGUCACCUGACUCGUACACAACCUUCUUUCUCUUACGACUUGCAGUUUUCAUGGCCUCAUGGGAUAGCGUUUGGUCAUUCAGCUGGCUGUGCAUGGAUGAAACAAAACACAUGUACGUCUAGAGACGCGCCGGCUCCCGCUACCCCGUAUUUGGCCCCGUGCUUCCCGGUCGCGGCCCAGGUAGUAAUCGCAGCAUUGAAGCGGCACCAAGAAUGCGAAGUGCAUCUCCAUUUGCUCUCACGAUUGCGGUGAGGAAUGCAUGGUAAAGAAAUUUUCUUUACAGACUUGGUGUCCAUUCAUUCAGAGUUUUGCCCUGAUGCCACUUGUGAAUAUCUUAUUGGUGUUUUGACCGUACGCGCAGCUCUAUGGUGCAUAGCAGCGAGUGAGUGUCUGUACAAAGGGACAUGAAUUGCGUCAUCUUUGUUCUGUGUAAUGUUCUGAAUCGACUUUUCAAAUACACAGAAAUG